This is a messenger RNA of Danaus plexippus (monarch butterfly), 720 nucleotides long. RefSeq lists its product as uncharacterized. The coding region runs from base 55 to 537 and encodes 160 amino acids. NCBI's taxonomy places the organism in Eukaryota, Metazoa, Arthropoda, Insecta, Lepidoptera, Nymphalidae. The transcript has 5 exons. The record is from RefSeq and is a predicted model, not a curated record.
AGUACUUCAAUCCUUUUUAUACAGUUUGUUUUUAAAGUGUACUUAAAAAUCACCAUGAACCUAAUCCAGCACAAGCCACCUUGUUGCUAUAAAUACAGCCUGAAACACAGCUGUGUAGUGCUUGGAACUUUAAACGCAUUAAUAUCACUUGUACUUUUGGUCAUAAUGUCCUAUUUGACUAUAAUUUUCGCUAUAUUUAAAAACGGUUUCAAUGAUAAUGAUCCCGGGAACGGGAUUUAUCCGCUGUAUCUAUUGUCACUUGUUGUGAUUGCCAUUCUUCUUGUCAAAUUGACUUUGGACGUUAUCUUCGUUUAUGGCGUUAUUAAGAAACACAUGACUAUCAUCAGAGUGUAUUUCUUCGUUUCGCUCGCUAUAUUCAUUUUGAUAACCGGAUUUGUAAUAUACGAGAGUGUUGUAAAUGGUUACGUUGGAGCUUCGUUCGUGGAAUUAAUGUUUUAUAGUCUCGAUAUCACCACAAUUUUCCUCAGUUACUUUUACAGUGAAGAACUAAAAAGUUUAGUAAGGGAUGAAGUCUAAAAUAAGGUUUUAUUAACUAAUGUUAUGUAUUCGAAAAAUAUAUUAAUUAAUAAUUAUGGUUAAUUAUAUUUUUAUAUUCGGCUGCUGGAGUAUGUGAUGUUCCUUAUCAUAGUUUUUCUUUCUGUAAUGGAAUGUAAAACAUCUUGCCACUAUUAUACAACUAAAAAAUCACUUCGGUUUUCA